GCGCCCCUGCUUAUUGGCUCAUCCCCCGGGCAGGCGGCGGCCCAUUGGUGGUCGGUCACGUGGGAAGCGUUGGUUUCGGAAGAGUCGCCGGCCGCAGGCACGGGUCACCGAGAGGAUGUCAGACAUUCCCGAGGAAGACGAGACAAUCAGCCGGAUGUCACAGGCUGUGACGGAGGCACAGAUCAUCGACACGAUGGCAGAUGUUUUCGAGGAAGACGACACGAUUGGCCAGAUGCCACCCGCUGUGGCGGAGGAGAUAUCGGUGGAGACUCUAGGAGCUGGGGCAGACGAGUGGCUGGACGUCUCCCAACCCUCGGUGAGUGAGAAUAUUCUUGAGAACGCAGAUGCGGAGGGUAUCCCCUCGGACUUGGAUCGAAACUAUCAGGUGCCGGCCACACUGACCAUGUUCCUCCCACCCCAGACGCCUGGAGACUCCCAGGAUGUCACGCAAGACAUCUUAACAGAAGAUGGGGCGGCGCUGGAGGGCGAGGCGGCACUCAGUGCAGCUGCUGACUCUCACUCCGUCACAGCAGCCAGUGGCGAACGCCGCGUGCUGGGAGGGACAGAGGGAGCCAGUACUAAGUCUCCAGGCCAGACCGUACCACCAGUGACGCCACCAGUGAGAGACGUGCAGGACAUCCAGGAUCUGAGAUCCCAGGAGGGGGCAGGGAGCGUCCGUAGGAGACAGUGGACCAGCUCCGGAAAGCCCAGCCCACGUCCGGCACUGGCUGUCCCAGCCGAGGAGGGGGACUGGGGUGGGGUCACCCUGAACAAGUGCCUGCUAGUGGCCCUGCUGCUGGUGGGUGUGGGCUUCGGGAUCUUCGGUCCUGCUACCCACCGCAGACCUGACCAAGACCCCGAGCAGCUGGCGGCGGACUCUGAGCUGCUGGACAAGCGAGCAGCAGACGAGAAUCAGCAUCGUGCCGCUGACGUCCGCCCCGGGAGCUCGCUAUGGACCGAUCCCACACUGGAGAAACCGGGAGGAACGCCCCACAGCUUCGGCUCUCUGGAAGUGCCGGUGGAUAACAAAAGCGAUCACAUUCAGGCGAAGCUGGAGAGCUGCCUGCAGACAGUUUUCCACCUCGAUGGACAAGAACAGAGCGAAAGCAGGGCGCAGACGGCCAAGCUGAACCCGCUGGAGGGCAGGCGUCUGGUGAAGGCAGCAGAGGGUCCUGAGGGCAGGGAGGAGGAGGUGGGGAGGCGGGACCGAGGCAAACGGAGGUGGCAAGAGGAGGAGAGGGUCAGACAGCAAGACGGGAAGGAGGAGGGUCGCAAACGGUGGGACAGGGACAUGGGUGGGUGGCAAAAAGUCACGGGCAAGCAGGGCAGAAACCAACCAGACGGGAGGGAUGGACACAGACAGGAGAAGGAGGGUGGACAUCAGAGAGUUGAGGAGGAAGGAGGCAGACUGUGGCAAGAUGGGGACAAAGGCAGCAGACAGUGGUACAAGGAGGACAGAGGGGCGGAUAAGAGACCAGCCAAAGAGGCAGGCACUGAGCAGCGGGGCAAGGCUGAGGGAGGCAGACGGUGGGGAGGGAAGGAAGGCAGACGGGGAGUCGAGGAGGGAGACAGACGGUGGGGAGGGAAGGAAGGCAGACGGGGAGUCGAGGAGGGAGACAGACGGUGGGGAGGGAAGGAAGGCAGACGGGGAGUCGAGGAGGGAGACAGACGGUGGGGAGGGAAGGAAGGCAGACGGGGAGUCGAGGAGGGAGACAGACGGUGGGGAGGGAAGGAAGGCAGACGGGGAGUCGAGGAGGGAGACAGACGGUGGGGAGGGAAGGAAGGCAGACGGGGAGUCGAGGAGGGAGACAGACGGUGGGGAGGGAAGGAAGGCAGACGGGGAGUCGAGGAGGGAGACAGACGGUGGGGAGGGAAGGACGACAGACGGGGAGUCGAAGAGGGAGACAGACGGUGGGGAGGGAAGGAAGGCAGACGGGGAGUCGAGGGAGACAGACAGGGUGACAAGGAGAGGGAGAGGUGGUGGGACAAGAAGGAUAAAUGGCAGGGAGACGAACAGGGCAGACAGAGAGUCAAUGAGGGUAGACGGGGAGAGGAGGGGGGCAAAUUUCACGGAGCCAAGGUGAGUAGACAGGGCGAUUGGAAAGGGGACAGAUGGUGGGGCAAGAAGGAUGGACGACGGGGAGAUGAAAAGGGGGGGAAACGGCAAGAAGACAAGGGAUGGCGCAGGAGGCGGGGAGACGAGGAGGAAGGAAGCAAAUGGGGAAAAGAGAGGGACAGACGCCAGCACGGGGAUCAGCCAGCCUGUGGGGACGUGCCGAGCUGUGCCCAGCGGGAAGGACAGGAGCUGUUUGGUCUGGACCUGCCCCCUGUCACGGAGCCCCAGCUGGCCUCGGCAGUUGCUGACUACAUCCGCCAGUCCGGCUUGAGCCCGGCGCUAGCCCAGCAACUGACCGCCCGGGCUGCUUCCUUCUUCCCGGGCGGAGUUUUUGCCCACCACCAAGAGAGCCUCGCCGCGUUCCUGGACCGGCUCGAGGAGGAGGUGGAGGAGGCAGCUGAGAGGGAGUUCGGAGACGAUGAAGCAGUCACAGACUUUGAGGACUAUGUCUGGGCCCGGCUAGUGGGGGAGGAGGCCAUCCGCGACAGGAACGCCAGGAAGCAGAAGGCGGCAGAUCAUCACCACAGGCAACAGGGAGAUCGUCGGGCACCGGGGGACAGCCACAAGAGGGAGCGGGAAGGGAAGUGGUCGCCGAGGGUGAGGGAGGUGGGCAGGUGACUCCAUAGAGUCUGGUCACCAUUGUGUGUGUGUGUGUGUGCGUGCGUGUGUGUGUGGGGUGCUUCAUUGACAAUCUACCACAAGCUGCCCGUAAAUCUCCUGUGUUUGCCUCACAUUUGCGAUAGACCUGUGGGUUGACAUUGUUCAUCUUUCCUUGCCGCCCCUCCCAAAUGCAAACUCUGCCUGCUCCUGUGAGCCCCCUUCCCUCUCCCUCCUCCUUAACUCACCCCCUAAAGACACUUCAACUUCUGGAACCGCCCUGACUCUGGGGGAUUUGGGCCUGUGAUCCUGGUGUGAGAUCUCUUCCAGACCUCCCCCAGUCUCUGAAUGCCCUUUCAUGGAGCUGACUCUGUUGGUUAGUGUGCUCGCUCCUACUGGGAUCUUCCCAUGUAACUCGGGGUGUAUCGGAAGGUGGGCUGUUGCUGGGGUGCGCAGGGUGAGCCUCUUGUCGCAGCAAGUCCUUUCCUUGGGAGUUUUCGCCAGUCACCGGUUUAACCCACCAAAUCCACACGUCGUCGGGAUAUGGGAGGGAACGGGAACGACGGGGAAUCACAGGGGGAGCAGACACUCUGCACACAUUCACCGCCAGAGGUGGGAAUCGAACCUACACCCAGCAGCUCUACCCACUGCGCCACAGGUCCACGGUGGGCCCAGGGGUGGGGUUAAUUCACCUGAAGCACAGGAAGAGUAAUAUAGAUCAUGGAACUGACAGCAAUAAUUUAUCUGAAACUGUGCCUCAAUUCAUAGAUGUUUCAGGGUACCUCACUGUCGUGAUCGGUAGUCUGACUUGAGUUGCACUGGGGGGCAAGGUGUAUUUGUUCAUCACAGUAUCAGAGCUGGUUCUCUUUGUCUUUCUUUGGGUUUUCUCAGUAAACAUAGUCCAAUUUGUACCCUCCAAAGGAGCUUCACUCUGUGUCUGACCCCGGGAGUGUGUGAUGGGACGGUGUGGAGGGAGUUUCACUCUGUGUCUGACCCCGGGAGUGUGUGAUGGGUCGGUGUAGAGGGAGUUUCACUCUGUGUCUGACCCCGGGAGUGUGUGAUGGGACGGUGUGGAGGGAGUUUCACUCUGUGUUUGACCCUGGGAGUGUGUGAUGGGACGGUGUGGAGGGAGUUUCACUCUGUGUCUGACCCCGGGAGUGUGUGAUGGGACGGUGUGGAGGGAGUUUCACUCUGUGUCUGACCCCGGGAGUGUGUGAUGGGACGGUGUGGAGGGAGCUUCACUCUGUGUGUCUAUUCUGCACUAAAGAUUUUAUGGUGUUGAUACUUAAUAAAUAAUAUUUCUGGAACGUGCACGGUUUUGAAAUAGUAACUAUUUAAUUGGGUUCGAGUUAGGCUUUGGUUUAGCCCUUACCCUAAGUAUUUAAUUGAUUGAGUGAAUCUUGUGGACUUGAUGUUAAAGUCAGUGUCAAGAUUGUGUACAUAUUGAAUAAAACUGACUUUCAACUUCA
Messenger RNA from Hypanus sabinus (Atlantic stingray), 4182 nucleotides. RefSeq names its product pre-B-cell leukemia transcription factor-interacting protein 1-like. Lineage: Eukaryota; Metazoa; Chordata; Chondrichthyes; Myliobatiformes; Dasyatidae. The record is from RefSeq and is a predicted model, not a curated record. The transcript is spliced from 13 exons. Bases 116 to 2734 code for a protein of 872 amino acids.